Lichtheimia ornata is the source of this 474-nucleotide messenger RNA. RefSeq lists its product as uncharacterized. The transcript has 4 exons. The record is from RefSeq and is a predicted model, not a curated record. Gene Ontology annotation, cellular component: mitochondrion. The coding region runs from base 1 to 474 and encodes 157 amino acids. NCBI's taxonomy places the organism in Eukaryota, Fungi, Mucoromycota, Mucoromycetes, Mucorales, Lichtheimiaceae.
AUGACACUACGCAUCGCAACCCAACGACUAUUCAGAACACGAUUGGCAGCACAACGACCCAUGUUGAUGGCGACUUCAGUGCGUGCAGAGUCGACAUUGAAUACUGGCGAGGUGCUUGAAGAUCCUCAAAUUGGAGAUUAUCCCAACUUGCCACGCUACAGUGCGCAGACACGUGGACCCUAUGGCUGGUGGGAUCCUCAAGACAAGCGUAACUUUGGCGAGACCUUGCACGAGGAAGAUGAAAUCUUUGGUGUAUGGGCGCCUGAUCUGUUUCGUGAUGAUCCUUGGAUGGCUUUGGGUCAACUUGGUCUCUUUUCAGCUGCUGUAGCUGGUUUUUCGUAUUUUAUUUACAAGACGCAUCCUGCUCGUCCAGCGGCCCAACGCAAGUAUCCUUACGAUGGCCUCAAAAAAGAGUUAGGUGGACGUGACAACGACGUUAGAUCGCCUGGGGCUCGUCCCGACAAUGGAGAGUGA